Messenger RNA from Fusarium mangiferae, 1410 nucleotides. RefSeq lists its product as uncharacterized. Bases 1 to 1410 code for a protein of 469 amino acids. The transcript is spliced from 3 exons. Lineage: Eukaryota; Fungi; Ascomycota; Sordariomycetes; Hypocreales; Nectriaceae. The record is from RefSeq and is a predicted model, not a curated record.
AUGAAGUCUGGGGAAUGGAGAACUGCUUCUCCAUUGGGCGACAGACAGACUGAACCUCUGCAUCCCAGGGCUGUCCCCGCACACUUCUCUACCUCCCUCACAUCCGCUGUCAACAACUUGCUCGACAUGGGGACGGACAGCACGUCUUCUCCUCAAAGCCUUGGCGCCUUGACCACAACGCGCAACGAUGCCAACCUCACUCGACGCGAACGAAAGAGGGCGAGCGAUCGUAUGUCCCAGCAGGCAUCCCGCGCAAAGACGAAAGCAUAUAUCGCCCAUCUCGAGAGGAGUGUGGCAAGGCUUACAGAAGCCCAAAGUAAUUCUGGGCCAACUGUUUCUGAACAACUAAGACAGCAGUUCGACGAGAUUGCCAGCCUGAAACAAGCUUUGGCUCAGAUCGCCAAGCUUGCAACCAAUUCGAUCUCAAAGCACCAGGUUGAUGACGACUCAGAUGACCGCACUUCUGCCACAAGUAACGAGAAGGGAUCCAGGCAUGUCCCAGAGGCGUACAAUCCAGCAUGUCACCCCCAUCAAGAGUCACUCGACCGUCUAUACCCAGCCCUCGAUCUCAACUGCGGCGACAAGCAGCGAGAUUAUUUCCAAGCUUUCAGCCAAGCGCUCGUUACAAUAGAGAGCGACGCGAUUGGGCACGCUUUCUCGGACCCCGAGAUCGACGACGACAUUAAUAUCAGGGCGGUACUGGACGGUUGGGAUGCUGCGAGGGCCAAGAACCCAUUCGAUAUAGGCUGGCUGAUGUUACAGACUGUCGAUGAGGGUUUUCUCUGGCGCAGCGGGGCAGUGGAAAGGAUGGGGAUGCUCCGGGUGAUCCGAUCAAUGCUCAUGGUCAAACUGAACCCACAACUUCCAUCGAGCAGGAGACCCCCUGCUUACAUGAAUCCAAGGUGCGCAAAAGGCAAACCCCCGUGUGUCGCGCGUAAGCCAUUGCUGAUCAAGAUAACCAAUAGUCCAUUGCAAUCUCAGACGGAGCAUUCAAGGCUGGUCGAUUACUUCGUAUGGCCCGAAGUGCGCGAUUACCUGAUUCUUUUUGGCAUCAACUACGCGCCCGAGAGUCUCGCGGCCCAGUUCGCGAGCGAUAUUGGAUUCAGAUGGACAUACGACCUGAGAGAUACCUGCCGGUAUCAGCCCGCGAAAGGGGUAUAUAGUUUCUCCGAGGAUUUCAAUCAAGCAUACAGGAACCUGGACUCGUGGUAUAUGAAGUCUACCGUUGUAACGAGCUACAUACCGCCGUUACCUUCCAAUUUGUUGUGUGCUUGGUCAGAUGAUGAUGACUGGCUGAAACAUAAGACUGGCGAGUGUCAAGUAUCUCCUAAUUCUCCUCCUCAUAUCGACGAAGAAGGAGAACAAGACUGGCUACUACUGACAGCAAUGCUUGACGAUAUUCCUAAGUAG